AUGCCGAAGGAAGAUCCAGAGACCACGGCAUUGAAGAAAGAAUUAACAGAUUUGAUCGCCAAAGUAAAGGCUGAACAGGAAAAAGGAGCUGAUGCUAAGCUAGCGGAAAAAUGUGGGGAUAUGUCCGAUGUUCCCAAGAUAAGACUUGUCGUCAAGAAAUCUCUAAAAGGGCAUAUCAAUAAAGUUAAUUCUGUCCACUAUAGUGGUGACUCCAGGCACUGCGUGACUGGCUCCCUUGAUGGUAAACUCAUUAUAUGGGACACGUGGAGCGGCAACAAGGUACAGGUGAUACCUUUGCGGUCCGCUUGGGUCAUGAGCGUCGCUUUCGCGCCUUCAGGGAAUUUUGUUGCAUGUGGUGGUAUGGACAACAUGUGCACCGUUUACGAUGUGAACAACCGCGAUGCAACCGGUGCAGCUAAGAUGGUGCGAGAGUUGGCCGGUUACGAGGGUUUCCUCAGUAGCUGCCGUUUCUUAGACGACAAGCACAUUCUCACUGGUUCCGGUGAUAUGAAAAUUUGCGUAUGGGAUCUAGAGGCUGGCAAAAGGACUAUGGAAUUUGACGCUCAUGCAGGUGAUGUUGUCAGCAUCUCACUAUCACCAGGUCACGAGGAACAACAAAAAGAGAGAGGCCUCGACCAAUUCCACAAUAGCGGGCAGGCAUUUGCUACAGCUUCUGAGGAUAAGACUGCACGUCUAUUCGAUAUUCGUAGUGACCAACAAUUGGGCCACUACACGCCUCCUGGGAAUUGCGGGUUCACGAGCUGCGCUCUCUCCCUUAGUGGGAGAUACAUCAUGGCUGGUUCAGAUGACAACAGUGUGCAUUCUUGGGAUACGCUCAAAGUAUCUCACACAGGAACUCUAAAUGCUCACGAGAACCGAGUUACGUCAAUUUCGUUGGCCCCAAAUGGCGUCGCACUCACCAGUUGCUCCUGGGAUCAGAGCGUGAAAGUCUGGGGUUGA
Molecule: messenger RNA, 960 nt
Organism: Diatraea saccharalis (sugarcane borer)
Lineage: Eukaryota; Metazoa; Arthropoda; Insecta; Lepidoptera; Crambidae
Source: the annotation of a GenBank genome assembly